Messenger RNA from Aspergillus melleus, 1485 nucleotides. RefSeq names its product FAD-binding oxidoreductase. NCBI's taxonomy places the organism in Eukaryota, Fungi, Ascomycota, Eurotiomycetes, Eurotiales, Aspergillaceae. The record is from RefSeq and is a predicted model, not a curated record. Gene Ontology annotation, molecular function: FAD binding. The transcript has 4 exons. The coding region runs from base 1 to 1485 and encodes 494 amino acids.
AUGCGUCUCGCAUCCACCGUUCUCCCGCUGGGCAUGACGCCCUUCUCGCUGGCCGACUCGUCCAUUUCACCCGGCUGCCAGGCUCUCUCAUCAUCCCUUUCCGGUGCGGUCUUUUCGCGUGAUUCCUCGGUCUACCAGUACGAGUCGCAGGAGUACUGGUCUAACACCGAGAUUUUGUCGCCGGGAUGCGUCUUUCGUCCGCAAUCGAGCGACCAGUUAUCGCAGGGUCUGCAGGCGCUGGUCGACGCAGAUGCUCAGUUCGCCGUGCGCGGAGGCGGCCAUAUGGGAAUUCAAGGAUCGAACAAUAUCGAUGACGGCGUGUUGAUUGUCAUGUCGAACUUGACCACCAUGGAGCUUUCUGAGGAUCAAUCCAUCUUGUCCGUGGGUCCGGCUUAUCGUUGGUCUGACGUCUACGCCUACCUUGGUAAAUACGGCCUCGCCGCCGCUGGAGGUCGUCUCGGUCCCGUCGGCGUCCCUGGCCUGAUCCUCGCCGGUGGCGUCAACUUCUACGGUAACCAGGUGGGUUUCGCGUGUGACACCGUUGUCAACUACGAGGUGGUCCUGGCAGACGGCACCGUCGCGCAGGUGAACAAGACGUCGAACCCGGAUCUGUUCUGGGCGCUGAAGGGGGGAAGCAGCAACUUUGGUAUCGUGACGCGAUUCGACAUGGAAACGAUCCGGUCUCCGAAGGUGUGGGCAGGUGCGCACACUGUCGAGGCGAAGUAUGUGGACCAAUUCUUGGCUGCCGCUGCUACCUAUGCGGCCAACAUCUCCGACCCCAAAACGCAUAUCGUCCCUGCGCUCGUACCCGGCGAGACGCUAGUGGCCUCGGUCAUUCUGUUCUACGACAGCGAGGAGGUCAGCUAUCCAGAUAUUUUCAAACCUUUCACGGACAUCCCGUCGAUCAGCAGCACGGUGGGCUUUAAGACCUUGAGCGAGUUUGCAGCUGAGACGGGCGAGAUGGUCGUGCCGCACAUCAACGAUGUCUUCGUCGCCGGCACCGUCACUGGCACUGACUACAAAUCCCUCCUUGAAGGCAUCACCAUCAUCAACAGCACCUUCUUCAACGAGCUGCCCAAGCUCCUGGACCAGGUCCCCAUGGCCAACAUCUCCACCAUCCAGCUGGACUGGCAGCCCAUCGGCGCCGACUGGAUGAGCGCGUCCGCAUCCCGCGGCGGAAAUGCCCUCGGUCUUGAUCCCUCGAAGAUCUACCUCUGCUACGCAGAGGUCGUCGAGUGGAUCGGUUCGGCGUACGAUGAUAUCGUGGCCGAGUGGGUUCAGGAGACCACGUAUGCAAUCAACAACGCGACCAUGAAGGCGGGCCUGUAUGAUCCGUUCAACUACAUGGGUGAUUCGGCGGGAUUCCAGAAGAUCUUCGAAGGGUACGGAGAGGAGAACCAUGCCAAGUUGCAGGAGAUGGCCACGCGGUAUGAUCCUGAGGGUGUGUUCCAACGGUUGAUGCCCGGUGGGUUUAAGGUCUUCUAA